This is a messenger RNA of Tauraco erythrolophus (red-crested turaco), 1221 nucleotides long. NCBI's taxonomy places the organism in Eukaryota, Metazoa, Chordata, Aves, Musophagiformes, Musophagidae. The record is from RefSeq and is a predicted model, not a curated record.
AUGACGGAGCCAACCAGCUUUUCGGCGGGUGCGGGUCAGACCCAGUUGAAAAAAGAGAGUGUUACCAUACAGUUGAUGAAGCAUGAAGAGGAAGUUGGUGUUCCUUCUAAUGAACUUGGUUCAGCAAACGCAGCUACUCACCAGAAAGAGCAAUCUACGUCGGAACUGAGAAAAGAUUAUGUCUGCAGAAGCACUGGGAGACCUGGGAAGACAGAUAUGAUUAAAUCACUUGUGACAGAUCAGGAUGCAGCUACAAACUGUGAACUCUAUCUGCCUGUGUCUAGUAGUUGUUCAGCAAUGGAGUCAUCUGAGGACAGUGAAGAGGACAUGUAUCGUGAUGCAGAAGAAAUAGAGAGAGAGAAAAUAUUACUUUGUGAAACAAGCUCUUCAGAAUAUAAACUAAGUGUUUCACCUGAAAUGGACAUCAUGGAGUACUGCAGAAAAGAAUGGAGAGGAAAUACACCAGCAGCAAAAAGGAUGAGAAAGGGGUAUGAAGCAGUUGCUCAGAAGUUUGCAUCUAUAAGGAGAGUACGAGGUGAUAACUAUUGUGCUCUCAGAGCAACUCUGUUCCAGGCACUAAGCCAAGCUACCCAGUUACCAAGCUGGCUGCAGAGUGAGGAUUUUGCUAUGCUUCCUGAAAACUUGCUGAGCAAAUAUGACUGGAUCAAGCAGUGGCAGCUAAAACAGAAACUAGGCAGGAAGAUGGGAGACAUAAGUGAUGAAAUUAAGGAAUAUUUAAUACUUCUAAGGAAAAAGUGGAAGAAUAUAAGUGAAAUCAAGGGCCCUAUUGAGAAACAGGAAGCUUGUGAUAAAUUGUUUAAAAAUGAAGAGGAGGAAUAUAGUCUCUAUGAAGCACUGAAAUUUUUGAUGCUUAAUACUGCCAUCGAAUUAUACAAUGAUGAUAAAAAUGGAAGGAGAGUUCCUGUCUUCUCAUGGUUACUGUUUGCACGGGAUACAUCUAGCAACCCUUGUCAGUUAAUGCAUAAUCACUUGAAUCAUAUUGGUCACAGUGGAGGCCUUGAACAGGUGGAAAUGUUUCUCCUUGCUUAUGCUUUGCAGUAUACCAUCCAAGUGUUUAGGUUGUAUAAAUAUAGUACUGAUGAAUUCAUCACACUUUAUCCCAACGACCCAGAGGAGGACUGGCCUGUGGUGACUCUCAUAACUGAAGAUGACAGACAUUAUAACAUUCCAGUCAGAAUGUGCCAAGAGACAAUGCUUUAA